CACGCCCAAUUGCAAUUGCGGACUUGCGCGGAUUGAAACUCAAACCUCCCGAUUAAUUGACGCCAGCACACACUGUGGUCACCCGGGGGCCACAGCCAGCAGAGACGGUUUCCUUGAACUUCUGCAGCACCCUGCCGCCAUGCUGUCAAGAGCUGCCCGCCCGGCGCUGAAGGCCGGUGCUGCCGUUUCGUCCCGAGCGGCAGCUCCGACAGCCACCUUCGCCACCCUGCGUGAGAUCGAAGGCCGCCUCAAGUCGAUUCGCAACAUCGAGAAGAUCACCAACACGAUGAAGAUCGUCGCCUCGACCAAGCUGACGCGCGCGCAGCGCGCCAUGACCGACUCGCGCAAGUACGGCGAGACCAGCAACGAGGUCUACAAGUCGGCCGAGACCAAGCCGCUCGAGGGCGAGGGCAAGAAGAAGCUCCUGGUGGUCUGCAGCUCCGACAAGGGUCUCUGCGGUGGCAUCCACUCCGGUCUGUCGCGCUACAUCCGCCAGCGGGCGCAGGAGGACCCCAACUUCGACCUCGUCAUCCUGGGCGAGAAGUGCAGGUCGCAGCUGCAGCGCACUAACGCCAAGAACAUUGUCCUCAACUUCGCUGGCGUGGGCAAGGACAUCCCGACCUUUGCCGAGGCCCAGGCCGUCGCCGACCAGAUCGCCCUGCUGCCCGGCGACUACUCGGACAUUGAGAUCAUCUACAACAGGUUCAUCAAUGCCACGAGCUACGAGCCCAGCUCCAUCCCGGCAUUCAACGAGCAGGCCUUCGCAGCGUCACCCAACUUCGCCGCCUUCGAGGUUGACGAGGAGCUGCUCUCCAACUUCCGCGAGUACGCCCUCGCCAACUCCCUCUACUGGGCUCUGUCCGAGGGCCACGCCUGCGAGAUCUCUGCCCGCCGCAACGCCAUGGACAACGCCUCCAAGAACGCCGGCGAGAUGAUCAACAAGUACCAGAUUCUCUUCAACCGCACCCGCCAGGCCGUCAUUACCGGCGAACUGGUCGAAAUCAUCACUGGUGCCACCGCCUCGGAGAACAUGUAAGCGGGUUAGAGCGAUUAAUUCUCAUAGACCGGGCACAGCGAGAAAGAGAGAGAGAGGGGAGGGCUUGGGCGACGACGUCGGCGGCGACCACGACGAGGCUUUCGUCACCCUUUUCUCUCAUCUCCGUUGCAAAAAGAAGAGACAUCACCCGUGUUGAGAAGGGGCUGUUUCCCUUUGUAUAUUCAAGCGAGGUCGCAGGGCUUUCCGCCCUGCAACUCGGCCCUCACGUGUACCAACGCCUUCCGAAUACAGAGUUCCUUGCCGAUGCC
Molecule: messenger RNA, 1305 nt
Organism: Thermothielavioides terrestris NRRL 8126
Lineage: Eukaryota; Fungi; Ascomycota; Sordariomycetes; Sordariales; Chaetomiaceae
Exons: 4
Coding region: 140-1036 (298 amino acids)
Biological process (GO): proton motive force-driven ATP synthesis
Molecular function (GO): proton-transporting ATP synthase activity, rotational mechanism
Source: RefSeq, a predicted model, not a curated record